UCUAGUCGAUUAGCGCAAGUUGUAGUGUGGAUAGUUGCUCCUAUGUCAGUGGGCUACGUUUUAAUGAAGAUAACUGAACCGAAACCCUCGAAAAUUAAGGCAAUAACAGAAACGACGUCUCUGGAACAUCUCAGUGAGGCAGAACGACAAAAGCAUUUAAUUGUGCUGCGAUUGCGACAGGCAGCGGGCAUCGAUAAAACGGACAAGUAAGAAAAAUGGAGAAAAUUGAAGCACGAUUGGAACAGCGAGACAAAGACCGCAAAGCAAAAUUAGAAGAAAAACAGGAAAUCCGGAAUCGUGAUGCGUCCAAAAGUGAAGGAAUUGAGUAUUUCGAAGUGACCUUCAACGAAAAAGUUCGCGAAAUUCAAAAUAAUCUAAAUAAUCUGGAACAAGGUGACACAAAUCUCCCCUCAACUUUCACCAAAAUCGGUACGAGUCUUCAAGAAUUGCAACGUUACUUGAGUUCAUCGACUUUUUUCCUCAACGAUCGCAAAGUUCAAAAGUGUCAGGAGACGCUAAAAGGUCUCACAGCUCUCCUAGAAGAAAGAAAGUCCAAAUUGAUCCCUAAAAAGAAGUUUGGAUUCCGUAAUAAAACUCUUGUGGUAGCAAAAGACGCACAAAUAACAUCUGCUGACGAUACCGACGCCUCGGCAACUACCAAAAAACUCUUCGACUAUUCCGUGCACGACAAAUCCAACGAAAUAAUUUCGUUCAAAGGCUCCGAUGCGAAUGAAAAAGACCUAACAGUUGCUAAUUUGGAUGCUUGCCUCCUCGACAUCGAAGGACAUCCGGGUUCACUUCACUUGAAAAACAUCCAAAAUUGUUUGAUCAUCUCGGGACCCGUUUCACGUUCAAUUUUUGUGGAAAAUUGUAAAAACACGACAUUUCAAAUCGCGUGUCAGCAACUAAGACUUCAUAGUUCCCGCGAAUGUGACAUUUAUUUGCACGUGACGUCGCGCGGAAUAAUCGAAGAUUCGUCAGAAAUUCGUGUCGCACCGUAUUCCUUGAAUUACGACGGAAUUUCGCAGGAUUGGAUCGAAAGUAAGUUGCCGCAUGAUCGAAACAACUGGAAUGACAUUGCUGAUUUUAAUUGGUUGUCAGCCGAACAAAAAUCCCCGAAUUGGAAUGUGAUUGAAGAAGCAAAACGUGUCGUCGAUUGGGACUCCUAUGUGACAGAAUGGAAGGAAAAACACAUGAAAAGUUGAAAUUCGUUGAAAAUUGUGCCGUAAAUCGCUUUUGUACUAAAACUCACUAAAUAAUCAGCUUUUAAGUUAAUGCAAUCCACUAAAAUAUACUUCAGUAAGACAGAGUUUCUAGCAA
Culicoides brevitarsis is the source of this 1320-nucleotide messenger RNA. RefSeq names its product tubulin-specific chaperone C (gene TBCC). The transcript has a single exon. Lineage: Eukaryota; Metazoa; Arthropoda; Insecta; Diptera; Ceratopogonidae. Gene Ontology annotation, biological process: post-chaperonin tubulin folding pathway; tubulin complex assembly. Gene Ontology annotation, cellular component: cytoplasm. The record is from RefSeq and is a predicted model, not a curated record. Gene Ontology annotation, molecular function: tubulin binding. Bases 216 to 1205 code for a protein of 329 amino acids.